GUCAACGUGUACUGCAAUGCCCGUUGCUGCCCGUACGGGGGCAAGUGCGGCAACGGCUUGGAGGAGUCAAGCAAGAUCUUCCUCGACCGCAACUUCCGCACCCAGCAGCUCGGUGUUGUCGCUGCCGAGGACAUCAGCGCCGGUGAGGUGCUCGGCCAGUACCUAGGCGAGAUCGAGCACGUCAGCGUAUCUCGAGCCAACCGCCCACGCAACAACGGCUACCGUCUCCUGAUGAAGCAGCGGCCCGAGAAGCCGACGUACCCGAUCUGCGCUGCGAUUAAUGCUGCAGGGAUGGGAGGACUGAUGCGCUUCCUGAAUCACUCGUGCGAGUCUGCAGCAGAGUUCAGGGAGGUGUCGAACGGGCAUCGAACGACGGUGGUCGCGGCGACGACGCGGCGCAUCUACCGUGGCGAGGAGGUGACCAUCGACUACGGUGACGACCUCUGGUUCGUCUGCCGUUGCGAGCGAGACGGCUGUCGCCACCGCAACAUCCAAGACGAAGAAGACCCGUGA
This is a messenger RNA of Phytophthora sojae, 513 nucleotides long. RefSeq lists its product as hypothetical. Gene Ontology annotation, molecular function: protein binding; histone H3K36 methyltransferase activity. The transcript has a single exon. Gene Ontology annotation, cellular component: nucleus; chromatin. Gene Ontology annotation, biological process: regulation of DNA-templated transcription. The annotation marks the transcript as partial. The record is from RefSeq and is a predicted model, not a curated record. Lineage: Eukaryota; Oomycota; Peronosporomycetes; Peronosporales; Peronosporaceae.